Messenger RNA from Prosopis cineraria, 1350 nucleotides. Its product is annotated as zinc finger protein ZAT5-like. The transcript has a single exon. The record is from RefSeq and is a predicted model, not a curated record. Bases 334 to 1188 code for a protein of 284 amino acids. Lineage: Eukaryota; Viridiplantae; Streptophyta; Magnoliopsida; Fabales; Fabaceae.
UCCUCCGUGAAAAGGAAUCGUUGAGAAAAAGUAAUGGGUUUGCUUCAAAGCCAACCGAAUCUCACUCGUUUCCUCGCCUCAUCAUACUUAACAUUGCAUCUCAAUCUCUCUCUCUCCCCUCUUCUUCAUUACACACCUGUAUCGUUUUCCUUAUAUGUAACUUCCAAGGUUGGAAACGCAACUCUGGCAAUGCUUCAUACUGUUCACGCCACCAAUUAAUUAAUAUAUAUCUCUAUAUUCGGUUAUUUAUUAACUCCCACUCUUUUCCUUUGCUUCUUCCAUCACCCACACUCGACACCAGAAGAAGAAGAAGAAGAAUAGAUCAGGAUAAUCAUGGAGGUCACAGGCCAGGAAAUUGUGGUGUGGAAUAAGGAUCAAGCCCAAGUCAUGAAGGGCAAGCGCACCAAGCGUUCGAGGCUACCUUCCCCAAUCAGGCUAUCCGUGGCUUCUUCUUCUUCCAGCGCAGGAAGAACCAGCACCGAGGACAAUUCAGGUGGAUCAUCAUCGGUUGUAGAUAUGGCCACCGCCUCAACUGAUCAAUUGAGGGUGAGCACAGAAGAAGAGGACAUGGCCAACUGUUUGAUCCUCCUGGCUCAAGGCCAUACACCUGAGCCCUCUUGCCACAUCAACAAUAAUAACAACGAUAAGGCUUCCUCGGGGCUAUACCUUUAUCAGUGCAAGACCUGUGAUCGAUGCUUCCCUUCGUUCCAAGCGCUCGGUGGACACAGAGCCAGCCACAAGAAACCGAAGCCAAACAAUAAUUCUGAAGAAAAGCUGCCAUCAGUUACUUUUGCCAAGGAGGAUGGUCAUGACCCCUAUGGUCCCACCACAGAUUUCGUCCUCUCGUUGCAGAUAUCAAAUAGGGCUUCGCAUAGCGGCGGCAGUAACACUAAUAAGUCGAAAGUUCACGAGUGUUCUAUAUGUGGAGCUGAGUUCACUUCUGGGCAAGCCUUGGGGGGUCACAUGAGGCGCCACAGGACUUUAGUGAACAAUUCUGCGACGUGCACGACGACGAGCACGGGGAAUAAUUCUGAACUCCAGGAAGCCAACAAACCCAAAAAUGUUUUGAAGUUGGAUUUGAAUCUUCCAGCUCCAGAAGAUGAUCACAGAGAAGCCAAGUUGACUUUUCAGUCUAAAGAAAAUGUUCUGGUUUUCUCUGCAUCUUCUUUGGUGGAUUGCCAUUAUUGAACUUCAUCUCUCUGCCUCUAUCAUUUAGUUGAUUUACCUCGUCAAGAGAGAAAUCAAUUAUUGUUACCAUUGACAUUAUUAUUUUUUACCUGAUCGACUCGUAUACAGUUGUUGGCUUUUUCCAUUCUUUAAUGCUUGAUUUGAUUCCCACAGUACAGAAUC